GAAUACAUGCGCGUCCUCUGGCUUAAAGUAGUGCCAAGUAACUAAACGCGGAUCACCUUGAGGACGCGCGUGUGGCGUGGAAGCGCAUCACUCGAGCAGGACGGUCGUUUGAGAGGUAUAAGGACAUCACCAGGCAACUCUGCUUUCACCAUGUCGCACACAAAGACUCAGGACUUGGGCUCGGCCUUCAUCCAGACACAGCAGCUGAACGCUGCCAUGGCCGACACCUUCCUGGAGCAUAUGUGCCUGCUAGACAUCGACUCUGAGCCUACCACUGCCCGCAACACCGGCAUCAUCUGCACCAUCGGGCCGGCCUCUCGCUCCGUGGACAUGCUGAAAGAGAUGAUCAAGUCAGGAAUGAACAUCGCUCGCAUGAACUUCUCCCAUGGUUCUCACGAGUAUCAUGGUGAGACCAUUAAGAAUGUUCGUGAGGCUUGUGAGAGCUUUGAAGCAGGCAGCAUUCAUUACCGACCUGUAGCCAUCGCCCUGGAUACCAAGGGCCCUGAGAUCAGAACUGGACUCAUCAAGGGGAGUGGCACUGCUGAGGUGGAGCUGAAGAGGGGUAACCAGAUCAAGGUGACACUGGAUGAUGCCUACAUGGAGAACUGCGAUGAGAAUGUCCUUUGGCUGGAUUACAAGAACAUCACUAAGGUGGUGGAGGUGGGCAGCAAGGUCUACAUCGAUGAUGGUCUCAUCUCUCUUCAAGUCGCAGAAAUUGGCUCGGACUAUCUCUUGUGCGACAUUGAGAACGGAGGUAUGCUGGGCAGCAAGAAGGGCGUCAACCUGCCCGGGGCGGCCGUGGACUUGCCUGCCGUGUCUGAGAAAGACAUUAAGGACUUGCAGUUUGGAGUGGAAAUGGGAGUCGACAUGAUCUUCGCCUCAUUCAUCCGCAAAGCAGCUGAUGUCCAUGAGGUCAGGAAGGUGCUGGGAGAGAAGGGGAAGAACAUUAAGAUCAUCAGCAAGCUGGAAAACCAUGAAGGAGUUCGUAGGUUUGAUGAGAUAAUGGAUGCCAGCGAUGGCAUCAUGGUUGCCCGUGGUGACCUGGGUAUCGAGAUCCCCACAGAGAAAGUUUUCCUUGCUCAGAAGAUGAUGAUUGGACGCUGUAAUAAAGCUGGCAAGCCCAUCAUUUGUGCCACGCAGAUGUUGGAGAGUAUGAUCAAGAAGCCCCGUCCCACACGUGCUGAGGGCAGCGACGUGGCCAACGCCGUUCUGGAUGGGGCUGACUGCAUCAUGUUGAGUGGAGAGACUGCAAAGGGAGACUACCCCCUGGAAACAGUGCGCACACAGCACAUGAUUGCCAGAGAGGCAGAAGCAGCCAUGUUCCACCGGCAGCUGUUUGAGGAGCUGAGGCGCUCUGCAAAACUAAGCCAUGACCCCUCAGAGGCCGUAGCCAUCGGGGCUGUUGAGGCCUCCUUCAAAUGCUGUGCCAGUGCUCUUAUUAUUCUCACCAAGUCUGGCAGGUCUGCUCAUUUGCUUUCCCGGUACCGCCCCCGUGCUCCCAUUAUUGCAGUAACGCGUAAUGGGCAGACGGCUCGCCAGGCACACUUGUACCGUGGCAUCUUCCCUGUGUUUUACAACAAACCUGCUCAUGACGUCUGGGCUGAGGAUGUUGACCUACGCGUCAACUUUGCCAUGGAUGUUGGCAAGGCUCGGGGAUUCUUCAAGAACGGUGAUGUCGUUAUCGUGCUUACCGGCUGGCGUCCAGGCUCCGGUUAUACCAACACCAUGCGCGUGGUACCAGUGCAGUAGACCUCCACUCCUCUUUAUUCCAGCCGUUCUAACCUUUCCUCCUGCUCCUUUAUUGUGCAAGCACUUCUAGCAGACUGGAAUUAGCAAGGGUUUACCUGUAAAAGGCCAGUUUUUAUACCAAUGUCUAAUCCCAGUCUAGUACUUCUGCUAAUUAUCUAUUUUUCCGCACUCGUCAACCCUUAUUUUAUCCCACACACAAACAGCAAAGUAUUAUUCCUUACGAGUCUGGCGUCUUUCAGUCUGAGCGCAGGGUAAUAGAGGUGUAGAUCAGAGCUUGUGCACUCAGUAUUCUUCUAGAACAUUCCCACUGACUGUAGAACCAACACGAAGGUGCUGAAGCAGAAAGGGUACACUAGCAGCUCUGGUGUUCCUCCUACCCCAUGACCAAGUGCAGAGGAAUGUAUUUGCAAGUGUGGUUUUCGUCUUGUUUUAUUAAUUGGUGUUUUUUUUGUUUGUUUGUUUUUUUUGUGUGUGUUUUCUGCACUGCACUCCCACAGCUACUGUAGGCAAUGUUACAUCCUGUAUUAUACUUGACACUGAAAUAUUGAGGUGUUGGGGAAACCAGCACCUUAUGAAAUAUAUAUUUUUCUCUCCUAUUGAGAAACAUUGUCAGAUAGUGUUAGAUGUGUUCUCCUGUUCAGUAAGUUGUUUCAAAUAGAAUCUAAAAGAAGAGAGAGAAAAGUUAGCAGUGAUUUAAUCACACUUCCUCUCUGUCUCUACUUCCAUGCUUGCAUUUCAAACUCUGAGCGUCUCUGUGCAGGUCUCGUAUCCACAUGCUUCUCUGAUUGUGACACUAGGAUUUAAAAUAUGUAUUGUGUGAUGACUUUACUCUGCUGCAUUGUCAAAGAAUGGAUCAAUCUAAUAAAGAGAAGAGCACCUGUCA
Molecule: messenger RNA, 2632 nt
Organism: Clarias gariepinus (North African catfish)
Lineage: Eukaryota; Metazoa; Chordata; Actinopteri; Siluriformes; Clariidae
Gene: pkma
Product: pyruvate kinase M1/2a
Exons: 11
Coding region: 151-1749 (532 amino acids)
Biological process (GO): glycolytic process
Cellular component (GO): cytoplasm
Molecular function (GO): magnesium ion binding; pyruvate kinase activity; potassium ion binding
Source: RefSeq, a predicted model, not a curated record